Messenger RNA from Leptopilina boulardi, 2894 nucleotides. RefSeq names its product 6-phosphofructo-2-kinase/fructose-2,6-bisphosphatase 2 (gene Pfrx). The coding region runs from base 470 to 1870 and encodes 466 amino acids. The record is from RefSeq and is a predicted model, not a curated record. Gene Ontology annotation, cellular component: cytosol. The transcript is spliced from 6 exons. NCBI's taxonomy places the organism in Eukaryota, Metazoa, Arthropoda, Insecta, Hymenoptera, Figitidae. Gene Ontology annotation, biological process: fructose metabolic process; fructose 2,6-bisphosphate metabolic process. Gene Ontology annotation, molecular function: fructose-2,6-bisphosphate 2-phosphatase activity; ATP binding; 6-phosphofructo-2-kinase activity.
UGGAAGCUUUCGUCGUUUUUCCCCACUCGUUCUUGAUUUUACAAUAUUUGUUCAAGGUUUAAAUUAAACUUUGGACUCUUUAGUUGACUUUUAGAUGCAAGUGCGAACUUGUCGUAAUUUUUUGUCUUCUUUAUAAAAUUGCCAAAUUACGUGUGUCUUUGCUGGCAAACAUUCGUUCUACACGAAUGGUUUAAAUGUCUUCAAAUAUGACAUUCACGAGUUUAUGAAUGUGACAAGUAUCUUUUAUUUUCUAUUUUGUCGAUAGUGAUAAAAGUGUACUUUUAGAAUCUCAAAAAGAAAGUCAACAAUAGAAUUAUCUAUUGUCAAUCUAUAUAUAUGUGAUUUGACAACAAUUAAAAAUCAUAAGUCUUCGUUGGAUUAUUCAUAGUGGAAAACUAUUUUUGACCUACUCCGAAAAUAAAAUACUUUUUUUUUUCAAAGAGAGAAAUCUUCCAAGCACAUAUAAAUUAUGACGAGUAAAACAAUCGAUAUGCAGUACACACCACCAACAUCGGAUACAAUUCAGACAAAACCGUUUCCAAUUAGAGGGGAACGAGCCAAUUUUGUAAAUAAGCCACAUGUGAUAGCAAUGGUGGGAUUGCCAGCCAGAGGGAAGACUUACAUCUCAAAGAAGCUGUGCAGAUAUUUAAAUUGGAUUGGUAUUAGCACAAAAGUUUUCAAUUUAGGAGAAUAUAGAAGGCAUGCAACAACGGCCUAUCAAUGUCAUGAUUUUUUUCGUCCCGAUAAUAUUAAGGCAAUGGCAAUUAGAACACAAUGUGCUCUCGAUGCAUUGACAGAUGUAUGCAAAUGGUUGGAGUCUGGAGAUGGUGAGGUUGCCGUUUUUGAUGCGACAAAUUCCACUGUCGAUCGACGGGACAUGAUUCGCGAGAUUGUUGUCCUUAAAAUGGGCUUUAAACUUUUUUUCGUUGAAUCCGUUUGCAACGAUCCAGAAAUUGUCGAACAGAAUAUUAUGGAGGUCAAGGUGAGCAGUCCAGAUUACGCGAAUAUGAACAAGGAGGAAGUCUUGGCGGAUUUUAUGCUUCGCAUUGAACAUUAUCAGGAGAAAUAUCAGCCAUUAGAUGAAAAUCGUGAGAGUGAUUUGUCGUUUAUGAAAAUUUACAAUACCGGCGAAAAGGUUCUUGUUCAUAAGCACGAGGGCCAUAUACAAAGUCGGAUAGUUUAUUAUUUAAUGAAUAUUCACAUUGUUCCGCGCACAAUUUAUCUUACAAGGCAUGGCGAAAGUGUUAUGAAUUUGGAUGGACGAAUUGGUGGCGAUUCAGAUCUCAGUGAUAGGGGACGUUUGUACGCAAAGGCAUUGUCCGAAUAUAUUAUUAAGCAAGAUAUUCAGGGGCUUCGCGUUUGGACCAGUUGGCUAAAACGAACCAUUCAAACGGCAGCCGAUGUUAAAGCACCACAAGAAAGGUGGAAAGCCCUAAAUGAAAUUGAUGCUGGCAUCUGUGAGGAGAUGACAUACGAGGAGAUUGAGGAGAAACAUCCAACAGAUUUUGCAGCUAGGGACCAAAACAAAUUUUCUUAUCGAUAUCCACGGGGAGAGAGUUACGAGGAUUUGGUAGCACGUUUAGAGCCAGUGAUUAUGGAAUUAGAGAGACAGGGUAAUGUUUUGGUUGUCAGUCAUCAGGCAGUUUUGCGUUGUCUACUUGCGUACUUUUUAGACAAAAAUGCAGAUGAACUACCGUAUCUGCAAGUACCGCUACAUACAAUAAUUAAAUUAACCCCAGUGGCUUAUGGUUGCAAAGUGGAAAAUAUUCGACUACCAAUCGAUGCAGUCGACACACAUCGAGCAAAACCAAAGAUACCCGGAUAUCUAGAGGAGCGCUUCAGGAGAAAAGGGAAAAAUCUUCACACGUGAUAACAAUUGUUUAUCAUCAUUAGCCGCUUUGUUUGAAAAUAAUGAAGCAGUGUUUUCUUUCGGACAGCUGCUGAUUUGCCUUCGCGAACAUGAAUACGAAAUGAAUAUUGAGGUGCCGACUAUUUUCUACUCGUUUUGUCACCCUCUUAAAAAAAAAAAAAUCUCCGUGAAUAAAAUAGUUAUUGUCAACGAAUCAAACAAAAAGUCAUAAUCAAUUUUCGCCUUGCCACCGCCGGACAAAUGAAGAGAUGGUUCUGCGCUUCGUAAAAGAAAAAAAAAAAAAAAAAAAGAAAACCGGAGUCUUUUUUUGAUUUCGUGAAAAAAACAUAUAUAUACGUAUGUGUACGAAAAAAACAAACUAUUUCCUAUAGGCAUUUUCUAAAAAAAAUUUGCUCCUUCUCGAUAAAAGAAAAGUAUAAAUAAUAAUUAAUCCGCUGCAUAAGAGACUGUGAUUUUUAUGGAAUUGGGUUGUUUUAUUUCAGUUUGUUGCUUCCAACAACGCGCUGAGACUUAGACUAUAAUUAUUUAGAAUUCAAAGUAUAAAUCAAAGUAAUAAAUAAAAACAAAGAAAAGAAAAUUAAAACUUAGUUUUUCUAAACUUAUUUUCUUUGAAAAUGAGUAUGCCGUGUUCCAAACACUUUUUGAUACUUAAAAAAAAUUGACAACUCAAAGAAAGGAAAGUUUUAAAUUAAAUAUAAAUAGAUUAUAAAUAGAUUUUGUCCAAUUUCAAUCUAUAUUCUUCGUAUCUUUAUAUAAAUAAUAAUAAUAAUCUUUAUAUCCGACCUUGAAUGUUACCGAUUUCUUCUCAAGGGCCAAUAAAUAAUUGCUCUUUUACGUAAAUGUCUGCCAUUCAUAUUAUGAAUAUCUUUAAUAUUUACAAUUAAAAAAAAAAAAAAAAAACAAUUAUUAAUAUUGACAUUUUUUUUUCCUCUGAUCAACCGAAUAAUCUUAAUGUAAAAAAAAUCUCAAUAAAUUCUUAUACAUACAAUUGUUACGAGAUACUUAAAUAAACUAUUUUUAUUCA